AUGCCCCAACUAAACCCAAAACCCUGACUUAUGGUUUUCCUUACCACUUGAUUUAUAUUAAUUAUUGCUACACACCCAAAAAUUGCCUCCCUAAAAUUUAUAAAUAACCCAGCACCCUUUCACCCCACACCAAUUAAACCAUGACCUUGGCCACAAAUCUAA
Gavialis gangeticus (Gharial) is the source of this 162-nucleotide messenger RNA. The record is from the annotation of a RefSeq genome assembly. Lineage: Eukaryota; Metazoa; Chordata; Crocodylia; Gavialidae.